CUCUCCACCGGGGAGCUGGUGGUGCUGAAGAGUGUGCAGUUGAGCUCCUCUGGUAAUUACAAGUGUGAAGUUAUCACCGAGGGACCAAAUUUUCAUACGGCCGACAAGAUGGCUCCCAUGACCGUCAUCCACAUCCCAGAGGAGAAGCCGCGUAUCUACGGGACGAAGCAUGACUACCAUAUAGGCGACACUGCUUAUGUGACCUGCGUCUCUGCUGAGUCCCGCCCUCCUGCUCAGCUCACCUGGUUCAUCAACGAUAAGGAGGCUCCUCGUGAAUACAUCGUUAAUCUGAACAGCAGCCUCACAGAGCAUGGACUGACACGGACUCGACUGGGCCUGCAGUUCAUGGUAUCCCGCGAACACUUUCGCAACGGGGAGAUGAAGCUGCGGUGUUCUGCCAAGAUUUCCAGUCUGUACUAUAAGACGCAGCAGCACAGCGUGGACGGGCAGCUCACCUACAGUGUUCCCGUUAUGGAGUCUCGUGAUAUCUCAGCUUUCUCAGGUGGGCGGAGCUACAGCAGUGGAGAGCAGGUGCAGCAGGUGGUUUUAGCGACGGUGACGCUGUUGUUGCAGCUGCUGUGCACGUCGGCGCUGGUCAUCACUACUAGUUGACUCCUCACCGCAUCCUUCAUUCUCUUGCAUUCAGUAGUGCCCUCACUAGUGUGAAUUGUUCCCAUUUAAAUUUUUAGUACGAAGUAAAUAUAUUGUUAAUGGAUAUAGAGACUGUAGCUGUGUGUUUGUGCGGGAAGAAUGGAGCUACAAGAUACAGCAGCGUACAGACAACAGUAUAUUGAAAAAAACACAGGUACACAGCAAGAUUUUAUUGUAACAGUUCGCUGUGUACUCUUUUCAGCUACACAGAAGUACACAUCAACAAUACAAGACUGCUAGCUUGCUAUGUUCCUGUCUUUUCUUCAUUACUGAUGAUGCAGUUUCGUGCCAGCUUCCAUAGCAUCAUUCUAUUGUUUGUAUAUUUUUGGGGAUAGAUUAAUGGUACACAAAAAAAAUGGCUUUGUGCGCCUAGUUAGUACUGUGUUGGUUGAGUGCAAGUAAACUCUUGCAUAUUACCGAGACAUAAAGGGCGCUGCUGUACCUGGCCCUUUUGGGACUCUGGCAGAUGAGGUAGUCAUGUGACCACUUUGUAAAUAUUAAAUCUCUCUUUCACUUACUCUGUAGUAGAAUAUAUUAUAUUAUAAUAAUGGGGGAAGCGCUAAAUUCAUAGUACUUAUAUAGCGCCUGUGAAUAGGACGUAAUCAGGUUUGAUCAAAGGAAAGGGAGGGUAACCCCAAAUCCUUGUAUCAAGAGUCCUUCAACAUCAAGACGCUCCUAUGAUUGGGUAGAAGGUUUUAUUCCUAACAUUCCGAGUUUUAUUAAAAAUCACGUAACUGUUUAGGCUUCAACUUUGCUGCCUUGACGAAGUGUUCUUGAAUUGCAGCAACGAUAUACAUAAACCAGUUUGGUAUGUAUUUUUAAAUCAUCCUUUUGUAACACAGAUUUUUCAGCGAUUAAAUCUCCUGCACUCAAAGUCUUUACUUACGCUUAUAGUCAUUUUCGUAAGAGAUAAGAGUCCGUAUAUGAUCUGAUAGAGUAGCUAUAUUUAUAUAUGUAUUAUUAAGUUAUGUUCCUGUAUUUCGUAACUACGUUUUUCUUCAUCACCUCUGUAAAUGUCUGACGAAAACGAAUCAGAGACCCGUUCAAGGGAUAUUAACUACACAAGUUGCAGCCAACCCCAGUAGUUCACAGCAACAGAGCGUCCUCUUAUAAGAGUACAGUAAAUACUCACACAGUGAGUGUUUAGUUCUGUUUAUAUGACACACACACACACACACACACACACACACACACACACACACACACACACACACACACACACACACACACCUACACACACAAACACACAUACACACACACACAUACACAUCACAGUCUUCAAUCAUAGAGUUGUCGGGAAGUGGAAUAGUUUGAGUAGUGAUGUAUUGGAAGCAGGAUCCAUACAUAGCUUUAAGAAGAGGUAUGAUAAAGCUCAUGGAGCGGGAGGAGUGACCUAGUAGCGGCCAGCGACAACCACAACUAGGUGAGUGCAACUAGGUGAGUAUACACACACACACAUACACACACACAAACACACACACACACACACACACACACACACACACACACACACACACACACACACACACACACACACACACACACACACACACACACACACACACACACACACACACACGUGUAUAGUAUGCAAAGUCAUGGAGAAGAUCAUCAGGAGGAGAGUGGUGGAGCACCUGUAAUGAAACAAGUGUAUAAUCGACAAUCAGCAUGGUUUCAAGGAAGGAAAAUCCUGUGUUACAAACCUACUGGAGUUUUAUGACAGGGUGACAAAAGUAAGACAAGAGAGAGAGGAGUGGAUAGACUGCAUUUUCUUGGACUGCAAGAAGGCCUUCGAUACAGUUCCUCACAAGAGGUUCCUGCAAAAGCUAGAGGAUCAGGCACACAUAACAGGAAAGGCACUGCAAUGGAUCAGAGAAUACCUGACAGGGAGGCAACAACGAGUAAUGGUGCGUGACGAAGUGUCAGAGUGGGCGCCUGUGACAAGCGGGGUUCCGCAGGGGUCAGUCCUAGGACCUGUGCUGUUUUUGGUAUAUGUGAAUGCCAUAGCGGACUCAGAAGUAUCCUUGUUUGCAGAUGAUGUGAAAUUAAUGAGGAGAAUCAAAUCGGUCGAGGAUCAGGCAGGAUUACAAAGAGACCUGGACAGGCUACAAGCCUGGUCCAGAAACUGACUCCUUGAGUUUAAAUCUGCCAAAUGCAAAUUCAUGAAGAUCGGGGAAGGGCAAAGAAGACCACAGACACAGUAUAGUCUAGAUGGCCAAAGACUGCAAAACUCACUCAAGGAAAAAGAUCUGGGGGUGAGUAUAACACCGAGCAUAUCUCCUGAGGCGCACAUCAAUCAGAUAACUGCUGCAGCGUACGGGCGUCUGGCAAACCUAAGGAUAGCUUUCAGAUAUCUAAGUAAGGAAUCGCUCAAGACUAUGUACACCAUUUACGUCAGUCCCAUACUGGAGUAUGCAGCACCAGUUUGGAAUCCACACCUGGUCAAGCACGUCAAGAAAAUAGAGAAAGUGCAAAGGUUUGCAACAAGACUAGUCCCAGAGCUGAGGGGAAUGUCCUACGAAGAAAGGUUGAGGGAAAUCGGCCUGACGACACUGGAGGAAAGGAGGGUCAGAGGAGAUAUGAUAACGGCCUACAAGAUACUGCGCGGAAUAGACAAGGUGGACAAAGACGAGAUGUUCCAGAGAUGGGACACAGAAACAAGGGGCCACAAUUGGAAGUUGAAGACUCAGAUAAAUCAAAGGGAUGUUAGGAAGUAUUUCUUCAGUCAUAGAGUAGUUAGGCAGUGGAAUAGCCUGGAAAGUGACGUAGUGGAGGCGGGAACCAUACAUAGUUUUAAGACGAGGUUUGACAAAGCUUAUGGAGCAGGGAGAGAGAGGACCUAGUAGCAAUCAGUGAAGAGGCGGGGCCAGGAGCUAUGAAUCGACCCCUGCAACCACAAAUAGGUGAGUAUAUACACACACACACACCGAUUUGAAGAGGAUCACACAGUGAAAACAGGGACAUUGUCAGAAAGCCAUGGAAAAAAAGAGUGCACUGAGGGAACGCAAUGUACCGCGUGUUUGGUGAUGCACAACAGGGUGACAGGUAUAGAAACGUUUGAUGGAGCUGGAUAUAUGAAAAGGAAUGGGCUCUGACACGUUGUUACCAUGGAAUCUGCGAGAGGAAGCAGUAGCUGUGUCAGAAUCACUUUGUCUAAAACCUACAGCAAGUCAAUGAACACUGACCAGAUGCCUAAGGUUUGAAAAAUACCGAAUGCAGUCCCUAUAUUUAAGAAAGGAUAGAGACAAGCAUUAAUAAGCUACAGACUGCUUUCACUGACAAGCAUAUCAUGCAAGGUAACAGCAAAGAUUAUUGGAGGGAAGUGGAAGAGUACUUGGAUAUAAGUAGCUCAUAAAAAUAACUUGAACGGGCUUGGAGUUCUAUGACAAACAGACGUGGAGCAGGACAGAGGGGGAUGAAUGGACUGCAUUUUCUGAGAACGCAAGAAAAUAUUUGAGACUGCAUACCUCAAGAAAUUGUGGCAAGAACUUGAUCUGCAGCUAAAAGUAACAUGGAACGUACUCCAGUUGGACAUAAAGUAUCUUAGGAAAAAGAAAAGUAGAGUGAUUGUCAGGGAAGAUUUUGUCAGACUGGAGAAGAGCAACGAUCCGCUACGAUCAGGAAUAAAACCAGUAUCGUGUCUUGUUUAAGUGAAUGAUGAUCCAAAUGAGAUUAGAUGAAUUAGAUGAGCCCCUGUUUACUGAUAAUUUAAAACCAAUGAGGACAAUGAAAACAGUGAAAGACAAAGAAAACCUACAAAUGGAUCAGGAUAAACUGCAAGAGUGAUAUCAGAUAAAUAGUUGCUUGAAUUCUACCUCAGCAAAUGACAGGUUUUAAAUAAUAGGGAAGGGGCAAAAAAAUGUACGGUGCAUAUACUCAAGGAGCAUUGUCUGCUAGCUUCACUCGAAAAGACCUAGUGCUGACCAUAGUGCCGAGCAUGUCGCCAGAGCUUCACAUAAGCCGAAUAAACUCAGCAGCUAAUGCUCGUCUUGCAAAUCUAGGAGAUGCCUUCAUGAAUCUCAGCAAAGAAUCAUUAAGAACCUUUUAUACAACAAAUUUGUGGCCAUUUUGGAUGUAGCAGCAUCAGCAUAAAAUCCAGUUCUAAAAAAGCAUGUUAAGAAACGAAAGAUGUGCAUAGGUAUACAACGAAUCUCAUUCCAGAUCAUAGGGAUGUGAUCCACAAGAGGAUAAAGGAAAUUAGUCUGACAACACUGGAGGACAAAAAAGCCAGAAGAGACGUGAUAAUAACAUGCAAAUACACUCAAAAUAAAUAUUAGAAUAGAAAGGGACACGCUGUCUGACAAGCAGGGGAACAGAAAUUCGGGGCACACAAAUGCAUGUUAAGGCACAGAUGAGCCACAACGAUGUCUGGAAGUAUUUCUUAAGUCUCAGAGUGGUUUGAAAGAUGGGUAACCUCAACGAAGAAGUGACUUAUGCAGUUUCAUACAUACAGUGGUUGUCAGUGUAGAUACCCUAUGGCAAGUGAACAGACAAGCGGUAAGUUUGAGAAGCGGGGCCAGGAGCUAAAUUUAGACCCCUGUAUCCCCAUACAGGUAAGUAUUCACAAACACACACACACACUCCCACACACCCACACACCCACACAAACAAACCUUGUAGUGACCAGCGAAGAAUCAGGCACAGUAGUUAUGACUUGUCCCCAGCAACCAAAACUAGGUGAGUACAACAUGGUGAGUACACACACACACACACCCACACACACACAUACACACACACACACGCACACACACACACACA
This is a messenger RNA of Cherax quadricarinatus, 5409 nucleotides long. The record is from RefSeq and is a predicted model, not a curated record. NCBI's taxonomy places the organism in Eukaryota, Metazoa, Arthropoda, Malacostraca, Decapoda, Parastacidae.